AUGGAGAGCCUUCUCUCCCCUCUGAACAGCGCCAUUGCUACCUGGCAGCGCUCCAGUCCUUGCUGGGUGAUCGAUGUCAUCCUGGGCAUCGUGUGUGGGGUGCUGCUCUUCCUUGUGUUAGUCCACGGCUCCGAGAGUGAUGGGCCCUCCCCACCACCGAGGGAACAUGGAAACACCAGGAAGCGUUCAGUGGAGCUGAGGAGGAGCAGCAGGAGCAGGAGCAGGAGGAAAAGUGGAGCUUUGAAAGCCUGCAGAGAGUGCCUGCAAGAACUGGAAAAGGCUCGGAGCCUAAUCAAUCUUCUUGGAAGCCACCUGGAGAGGCCCCCUGAACAGGGCAGCUUUCGUCAGCGCUCCCAUCAAGACCCCUCUGGUGAGUUCUGCAAAGCAGCGCCUGCUGGAGCCAAUAGGCCCUGUGGGGAGCUUGUGGAAGAUGCUGCUCCCACCAUGUCCCCCUCGGCUUCUCUGGCUCCUGUGACUGAGUACCCGUUACCUCUGGCCUCCACCUUGUCACCAGGCCCCAGCUCCUCAGUUUCCCUUCAUUCCCGCUCAUCCCUGAGUGCCUCUCGGCCACCAGAGCCUUUCCUUCCCCUGGAUGACCUUUCACCCCAGCCACUUGCACUUUCCUGUUCCCCCUCACUUCCCCCUGACUCAGGGGCCCACCCUCCACCUCCCACAGCCUCCUCUGCCCCCCCAACACCAGCCUCCACUCUGACUCUUCCCCAGUGUGACUCAGUGACACUGACACUGGGCCCCAUCCUGCAGAGUUCAUGUCCACACACACCUCGGUCAGCUUCUCCCACCCCAGCCAUCUCAGGCCUUGGCCACUCAAACUGUCCCAUUUCAGCCCUGUCCUGGUGGCAGGUGGCUGCUAAAGCCUCAUGCCUCUCAGCCUCAUCACAGUGGGAGUCCCAGCAAGAGCACCUGUCUCACCACCCACCAGAGGCCUCGUUCCAGGAAGACCCCGCAGACAGGCAGGCAGAGGCUGGGGCCCUCUCUUUGCUCAGCUCUGAUGAGCAGAACCUCCUGGAGAUACACAUCGCAAAGAGAAUCAACAUAACGAUUUUGAAAGAAAAUGAAAAAUACGCAUUGUAUCCAAAACAAAUGAACCCAAACUACCACCCGCACUCUUUGGGGAAUACGUGGAAAUCACUGGGUGCUGAUCAGGACACCACAACCCCCCAACCCUUCUGGAGCAUGGAGGACAAACAAGAACAACUGCAUAGACCUCUGCAGCUCUACAGCCAGCUUUUUUGGGGUCUCCCCUCCCUGCAUAGCGAAUCCCUGGAGGCUACUGCCUGGACAUCCAAGGGCUCUUCCACAUUACAGCCUCCACCUUUCUUAUUCAAUGGCAUCUCGAGUGCCUGCCCAGUUCAACUGCAGGCUACAAUACCUCCACUGCUCUCCCAUUCCCAGCACAUGUCUCACUUGGAGUCCCAAUCUCCACCCUUGCUUCCAACCAUGCUUCAAUUACAGCCCCCACCUCUGGCUCAGGUCCAGGACCGGGGCCAUCUCCCAUCCUCUCUACCAACCCUACCACCUUCUCCACCUCAGAUGAGGGGCUGUGGAGUAUCAUGCCCGACAGCCCAGAAUAAGCCGCAAUCUUUAAUCCCAGUUGAUAUUCAACAUCCAGAAAGGCCCUUGUUGCAGAAGCAAGUAGAAAGUGGGUGGGAUUUAUCCUCUGUAGUCAACAGAUCUCAGGAAGUCUUCAGUGUCUUCACAGCCAACCUUCCCAAGAACAGCAUCCUUCCUAAGAAUUUUCCAAUCAGUCCUGAGCCCCGGAAGCAGCUGGAGCAACAUCCCCAAAACUCGCAUAUGCAACACAGCUGGGAGCUGUCCCCCAAGAUCCGAGAACCUCCAGAACUAGGGCAACAUCAGAGCGAAUUACCAGGGACAUGUCAGGCAAAGGACAAGCAUGAGCCCUCACAGCCCUCUUCACUCACAGGUGAAAGCAGCAACGAUGCACAGAACGUGGGGCCUCAGCUAAGCCCCGAUACAGGGAAGGUCCCAGAAGAUCUCUCCAGGGGCUCAGAAAUCUCCUUAGUGACGUUUCAGAGGGGAGACUCUGAGGAGUCAGAAAGUGAUGAGAUGCUUUGGAGAAGGGACUCCAGAAGUGAGUUACUGAGGAACUUAGACAAAAAUCUAGAAAACACGCUAAAAGGCCACUUGGGCAGAAAGUUGGGACAGGUGAGCAAGAACCUGAUGAGUGUGCAUGGACCCUGGCUUCCUGUCAACCACUCUUAUGCCACGGCUGACACUCACAUGGAAACCAAAAAUCUAGGAAUCUUAAAUGGCUGGGAACCCUGCAUGAACGCCUCCCCCGGGGCCUUCUUUCUCGAUACAGACAUUCAAAAGGUGCUAGAAGCACAUGUUACAAAGUUAUGGGUGAAGCACCGGUGGGGCCUGCCCCUCAAGGUCCUCAAGCCCAUGGGUCUCCUUAAGUUGAAAAGGGUUCAGGCCUCACCCAUUCUGCAGUCCCCCCUGCCCCCCUCACCCAGCUGUGUAUCUGGGGCCUACUCGAUAGUCAAGUUUGUUGAGUUCCCGGGAAAACCUCCUCAGGCCUGUCCAGGAGAGAAAGUGAAACCAGAAGACUCAGUUCCCACCCUGGCAAGGCCUCUCCUUGCCCCCUCACCUGUGUGUGAGGACAUGCAGAGUGCUCUGGGAGGGACCCCACCUGGUGCUGACCAUGGGCCUGCAAAGGCCUCUCUGACUAGACAGGUGGAGUGGGCCGAGAGGGGCAGCUUAGAUCUCAGUCCAAGUUCAGCAAUAGCCAGGAAUGAGCCAAGAGGGAAGAGUAGGAGUGGGGCCUCACAAGACCCCUUCAAUAGGGUAACAAUGCUGGAGAUGAACUUAGGAUCCCAAUCUUUGAGGGCCAAAGAGGUGGAGGAGACAAUGGAGGCCAGUAGGUCCCCUGCUCUUCAACCAGAAUUGGGAACAAAUGUACAGACAACAUCCCAAAACAUCAAUGCACAUUUGAGGAAUGUGGAAGCUCCAAGGACCAGUAGCGUCUCCCUAUUCCCUAGAAUGUCUGUUCUCCAAGAUCCAGGAGAGCCAUGCCUUAAAAAUGAGGUCACUAAUGAACUUAAGUCCAAAGUGAAGGUACCGUCAAAGAACCAACCUCAAGACUGUCCCACACACAAGCCCCUUGCUGCAGACAACUUGGCUUCUCAGGUGCACCAUCGCCCCUUCCAGAGAGAGCUCCCUGGAGUCAGGCUAGCUUCCCAUGUGUUAUGUGGCCUUAAGACACCCCAAAGGAGCAGCCAAGGGAAGCAGGAACCCAGGAUCUCAAAUGUUCAAGACUCUUGGAAGAAUCAGAGACAAAUGAUCGUCCCUGCCUGGAAGAGAGAGAAUUGUAGGAGGCCCAGCCCAAGAGAGCAGGCAGAAGGGCCUGAGAAAUUGGGGACUUCUCACACCGUUAGAAAGACCCCCUCUGCCAUGGCUAUGGGCACAGUAGACUCUGUUGGGAGGAAAUACCUUCAGCUGGGGCCAGAGAAGAAACAGGGUCCUCCAGAAAGUUUCUUCAGACAAAGAAUGAGGCUCUUUUUUCAGGGGAUUUUCUCGAAUAAAAAACUCAAAGGUCAGGAUGCUCUGCUAAACUACAAGCUCAAUUCAGCCCCUGCCCAGGGCCAAGGACCAGUCAAAAGCAUAUCGAUUAUGGACCCCAAGAUCCCUGAGGCUCAGACACUCAUAACAACUGUAGGACAGAUUCUAGAGGAGAAAAUUGCCAUUCACCAUGGACUUCAUACCACAGCGUUAAAUGAGCACAUACAGGAACCCCAAGCCCCAGUGUGUGGGUGCUUUUGCUACAACAGGCUUCCCUUCUACUCAGAGAAAGGGGGAGUGAUGAGUCAUACAGCCUGCAGUCAGCAGGCCAACUCUAAGGACCAGAAUUGUUCCACUAGGGAAGGGCAAGUCCGACAGACAGAGUCCUUGGAAAGUAUCAGACUCAAUGAUGAGCCCUUGGGCCUGAGUUGCCUCACAUCUCUGCCCCCCAAGAAGAUUUUGUCUCCAGUCCAUCUCUGCCAGGAUGGGCCAAAGGUGCCAGGUGCCCUAGGCCACCCUCAACACUGCCCGAGGCACUGUCUUUUUCGGGUGGGUGUCUUGCCUGGUCGACCAUAAACAUGUCUCUAUGAAAAAAAUCAGUCCAUUUUCUCAACACAUUCAAAAUAUUUAAUUUUCCUCAAUAUAUGUUUGUUUCCUCCUAA
Messenger RNA from Myotis lucifugus (little brown bat), 4202 nucleotides. Its product is annotated as spermatogenesis-associated protein 31C1-like. The record is from RefSeq and is a predicted model, not a curated record. Lineage: Eukaryota; Metazoa; Chordata; Mammalia; Chiroptera; Vespertilionidae.